Molecule: messenger RNA, 2455 nt
Organism: Aspergillus saccharolyticus JOP 1030-1
Lineage: Eukaryota; Fungi; Ascomycota; Eurotiomycetes; Eurotiales; Aspergillaceae
Product: glycoside hydrolase family 47 protein
Exons: 3
Coding region: 174-2366 (730 amino acids)
Biological process (GO): N-glycan processing; carbohydrate metabolic process
Cellular component (GO): endoplasmic reticulum; membrane
Molecular function (GO): calcium ion binding; mannosyl-oligosaccharide 1,2-alpha-mannosidase activity
Source: RefSeq, a predicted model, not a curated record
CGUUGAGCAAAACGAGCCCAAACAACCUGUAAUCAGCUGUUCCGUUUUCGAGCCAUCACUGGGAACAACAAUAUCUGUUCGUGGGGGCUUUUCAUAACUUCCACAUUUCAGGCCCGGGUAGAGGACAGAUAUAGUAUUUUAGUAACAGAGGCCUUGGCGGCUCGGUAGUGGUCAUGGCUUUCCAGGCCCCGCGGAGCAGUCCCUCUUUUCCCUCCCAUCAACCAUUUGAAAACAAUCACUGGCGUGCGAGUCGAAGUCCCGGGUCUAACGGGUUGCCUGGGUAUGGGUUUUCGCCGUCUGCGACCACCACGAUCAACCUGAACGCUCCGAUUGCCGGCGAUCGCACACUCCCGAUGUAUAAAGACAAGCCGUAUUUCGCCCCGCGACGCACAGGGUCCCGAAGUCGGCGAAGGAGGACAAUCUACGGUGGAUUAUGCUUGGUUGCCCUACUCCUCUGGUGGUACUACUCGAGGCCGACCCGGUCGCAGUCGGAGACUCACGAGACUCCCGACUCAGCCAAAGGCGAGGAGCUCUGGAGUUGGCUGCAGAACUUUGACAGCGCGGAACCCACAUAUGACGGGAGCAGCGCCUUCUCGAAGAUCAUUGAUUGGGAUGCGAGGCGGGAGAAGGUUCGCGACGCGUUUAUUGUCAGCUGGGAUGGGUAUGAGCGCAAUGCCUGGGGCUACGACGAGUACCAUCCCCUUGCAAAGGACGGCCGGUAUAUGGUUGCUGGGGGUAUGGGGUGGAUAAUCGUUGAUGCGCUGGACACGUUAAUGAUAAUGAACUUGACCUCGCGGGUGCGGCACGCCCGCAGCUGGAUCCAGAACUCAUUACAGUAUAAUCAGAAUCACGAUGUCAACACUUUUGAGACUACCAUUCGCAUGCUUGGUGGUCUUCUUUCCGCUCAUUAUCUGUCUACCACAUACCCGGAUUUGGCCCCCAUCAACGACGACGAUACGGGUGCACCGGGAGAGGAUCUGUAUAUUGAGAAAGCGACCGAUCUGGCUGAUCGACUCCUGGGUGCUUUCGAAUCCACCACGGGCAUUCCUUACUCCAGCGUGAAUUUAAACACCUCCAUGGGCAUUCCCUCCUAUAUCGAUGACGGCGCCGCUUCUACCGCAGAAGCGACUACUGUUCAGCUAGAGUUUAAAUACCUAGCUAAAUUGACAGGCGAGGCGGAGUAUUGGCGGUCCGUUGAAAAGGUCAUAGAAGUUAUCGAUGCGCAGAAAAGGAAGGAUGGUCUGCUUCCAAUCUACGUUUUCCCGGAAACUGGUCAGUUCAAAGGUGACAACAUUCGUCUGGGUAGCCGAGGCGAUUCCUACUACGAAUAUCUUAUCAAGCAAUACCUGCAGACUUCGGAACAGGAGCCAAUCUACAAGGAGAUGUGGGAUGAGGCUCUAGUUGGCAUGCGCAAGCACUUGCUUACUUACUCGCAAAACGCUCGCUUGACAGUGCUUGGUGAACGGCCUCAUGGGCUCGAUGGCGUUUUGUCACCCAAGAUGGACCACUUAGUCUGUUUUCUUCCCGGAACAAUCGCUCUCGGAGCAACCGGAGGACGACCGCUUUCCGAGGCGCGCAAGUCUCCCAGCUGGGGCUUACGACAGGAGGAAGAAAUUCGUCUGGCGCGAGAAUUGACCAAAACCUGCUGGGCUAUGUAUCUAGUCACUGAAACUGGCCUUGCCCCGGAAAUCACCUAUUUCAAAGUCGACGACCCGCGAGUCAUGGAAGCAGACAUGUACCCGGAUUCAACGGCUGUCACUGGCAAUAACGACCAGCCUCUUUCAUCCCAAGGCGACCUUCCUCUUCUUUCCAAACCCUUAUAUCCCGUUACUGGGACAUCCGACCCAAAUGACCCAUCUACCAAGUCAUGGCGUGAUGACCUCGAAAUCCAGCGGAUGGACCGGCAUAACCUCCAACGGCCCGAGACAGUGGAGUCUCUCUUUUACAUGUACCGUAUCACUGGAGAUGAUACUUACCGUCAUUGGGGCUGGGAGAUGUUUAAGUCCUUCAUCAAGCACACCGCUGUCGUGGAGACCGGCACAUUCGAUGGCGAGACGGAACCGACAUCCUCAAAUACUGGGAGGUCAGGAUCAACCCGCAUCACGGGGUUCACCUCCCUGUCGAAUGCAAAAACGCUUCCUACUAGCAUCCGGGACAACAUGGAGAGUUUCUGGAUGGCGGAAACCCUAAAGUACUUUUACCUGCUGUUCUCAGAUCGGGAGUUCAUCUCAUUAGAGGAGAAUGUGUUCAACACCGAGGCACAUCCCCUGCCUCGGUUCAAACCCACCGGGGAGUUGAAGACGGGGUGGACAAGGCAGAGUCGCACGGCGGAGAGCCAGACCAUGGAGCAUCUGGCUCAAAUGUAAUUUUUCUAUCUGUUGUGGUAAUGUGCUUCGCAACUCUAUAUACUCAGGAUAUUCAAAAGAAAUCUUCACCUUCGGGCGGCUUGUAUCAU